UUUACAUAUCAACAAAAAGUCAGUUUCGUUCCCAUCAGUCGAUUAGCCAUCUCCGGAAUGAGCGAAGCUAAAACCCUAGCUGUUUCUCUCAUACCCUCUGCUGUGCGGAGUAUUAGGAGGACGAAGAGAUUCAGUUCUUUUCCCUAUCCCUUCCUAGGGUUAAAUCUUUGCUGGGGCAAGGCUCCAGCGCCGUCCUAUUUCUCCCACGCCACCGCCGCCGCCCCCAGCCCGGCCCCCGCUAUCGGCGAUGAAACUUCAGAAGACACCGUCGAGGAAAUCCUCACGCGGGGAGAGAGGAGACGAGGGCUGAUGAAGAUGGAGCGAAGAUCGGAAUACGAGGAAUCCCGUGGGCAAUGUUUUCCUUACCUGGAUCUCUGCAGGGUUGGAUCCGCGUCUCUGACCAGCCGGGAGGUCAUUGAAGUGUUAGAACCGUACAUCUUGGAUGCGAGGAGGGAGAGAAUGCAGAGAGUGGUCGAUAAUCGUAGCUAUUCGGUAAGUCUGGUGGUGGAAGGGCUUACUGAUUUUGGGAACGUGUCUGCAGCGUUUAGGUCGGCGGAUGCGCUCGGGAUUCAGUCGGUUCAUGUCAUUUCUAGUGACAACAGGAAAAGGUAUAGAGAUAAUCGUCAUGUCAGCAUGGGCGCUGAGAAGUGGUUGGACAUAGAACUCUGGAAAUCACCAAAAGAGUGCUUCCAGGCUUUGAGACUGCGUGGCUACCGCAUUGCUUCCACCCAUUUGGGAGAUGAUACGGUUUCUAUUUACGAUUUAGAUUGGUCAAUUCCAACUGCUGUUGUCGUUGGGAAUGAACAUUUGGGCAUAAGCGAGGAAGCUCUGCAGCUGGCUGAUAUGCGCUGUAGUAUUCCUAUGAUAGGCAUGGUGGACUCUUUCAAUGUCUCUGUUGCUGCUGGCAUUCUCCUUCACCAUGCAGUGCAUCAUAGAUUCUCUCAUAUGGGCCAUCACGGUGAUCUGACUACUGAAGAAAGACGAAUCCUUCUUGCAGAAUUCUAUCUGCGUCAUCGUGAGAGUUCAAUGGCCAUAGUUCACGAGUAUGUGAAAAGAAAUUUGGGAGACUGUUUGACAAAGUUCCUCCCUCAGUGAGAGAUAAUUUUUUUCUCUCUCUCAUAAUCAGGUCAUCAUAUGGUGGACGUUUCAUGUGACCAAAUCAUUUAAGGCGACUCUCUCUGAUCCUGUUCGGGCUUAGCGGUGAGCGGUUGGGCAAGCGAGUAGCUAUGGAGAUGAGAGGUUUACUGGCUGUGAUAAUGUCAAUAGCAGCGGUUUGUAGUUUAUUUAGAAAUUAAGUAAUUUCUAUAUUUCAUUUUCAUUCAACCAUACACUUAGAUUUUGAAAAACAUUGCAUUUCCUUUUACAUUUAGUCAAAUCAGAGUCAUUUUUGUUUAUAAAUUUGUCAUA
Molecule: messenger RNA, 1407 nt
Organism: Phalaenopsis equestris
Lineage: Eukaryota; Viridiplantae; Streptophyta; Magnoliopsida; Asparagales; Orchidaceae
Exons: 5
Coding region: 58-1095 (345 amino acids)
Biological process (GO): tRNA guanine ribose methylation
Molecular function (GO): RNA binding
Source: RefSeq, a predicted model, not a curated record